Molecule: messenger RNA, 2461 nt
Organism: Neofelis nebulosa (Clouded leopard)
Lineage: Eukaryota; Metazoa; Chordata; Mammalia; Carnivora; Felidae
Gene: REEP2
Product: receptor accessory protein 2
Exons: 8
Coding region: 645-1295 (216 amino acids)
Biological process (GO): endoplasmic reticulum tubular network organization
Cellular component (GO): endoplasmic reticulum membrane; cytoplasmic microtubule; endoplasmic reticulum tubular network
Molecular function (GO): microtubule binding; taste receptor binding
Source: RefSeq, a predicted model, not a curated record
AGUAUUCCUGGGGGAAUGUUUAAACCUUUCAGCCUGAUGUGGGCAGGGCAGGAGGAGGGCUAGGACGUCAGGAUGGAACCUGAAGGCCUGUAAGGACCUCAAGCCACGGCUUGGAAUCCAAGGAAGACGAACAAGCGAUUAGACGAAGGCAGGGCGGUGAGGGUCAAAGGCGCAUGCCCGGUGAUAGCAGGUGCAGGGGGGCGCGCCGCCGCCGCCGCCGCCGCCGCCGCCGGCGGGCCUCCCCUUUAAGAGCCGCCGCCGCCCACGGCCCGCCGCUGCGGCAGGGACCUCCCCUUUAACCGCGGCUGCUCGGCACUUCGCGGCCCCCGCGGCGGCUGCUGCUGCGGCUGCUGCUGCUAUUGCGGCUCCUGCUGCCGCAGCCGCUCGACCUCCGGCACCUGCAUCCUCCGCUCGGGCCGGGUCCCCGCCUCGCGCCCCGCCCGGCCCCGCCAUGGUGUCCUGGAUCAUCUCUCGCCUGGUGGUGGACUGACUGAUGCAGAGCUGGGAGGGAGAGGCCACUGCUCUUGGCCGAGGGGACCAGUAACCAUGCCUGCCUCCCUAGGCUCAUCUUUGGCACCUUGUACCCAGCCUAUUCUUCCUACAAGGCCGUGAAGACAAAAAACGUGAAGGAAUAUGUGAAAUGGAUGAUGUACUGGAUCGUCUUUGCCUUCUUCACCACGGCUGAGACACUCACGGAUAUUGUGCUUUCCUGGUUCCCCUUCUACUUUGAGCUCAAGAUCGCCUUUGUGAUAUGGCUGCUGUCCCCUUAUACCAAGGGCUCCAGCGUGCUCUACCGCAAGUUCGUGCACCCGACACUGUCCAACAAGGAGAAGGAAAUCGACGAGUACAUCACACAGGCCCGAGACAAGAGCUAUGAGACCAUGAUGAGAGUGGGCAAGAGAGGCCUGAACCUGGCUGCCAAUGCUGCAGUCACCGCUGCUGCCAAGGGCCAGGGGGUGCUAUCAGAGAAGCUCCGAAGCUUCAGCAUGCAGGACCUGACCCUGAUCCGGGACGAGGAUGCACUGCCCCUGCAGGGGCCUGACAGCCGUCUCCGACCCAAUCCUGGCAGCCUCCUGGAUACCAUUGAGGACUUAGGAGAUGACCCUGCCCUGAAUUUAAGAUCUAGCACAAACCAGGCAGAUCCCCGGACAGAGACCUCUGAAGAUGAUAUGGGAGACAAGGCCCCUAAGAGGGUCAAACCUGUCAAAAAAGUGCCCAAAGCUGAGCCACUGGCUUCCAAGACACUGAAGACCCGGCCCAAGAAGAAGACCUCUGGUGGGGGUGACUUGGCUUGAGGUUCUGACCCCCCGGAGGCUGCACACUGUGCCAGUAACCCACACGCCUCCAGCCCCAGGGCCCCUCAGAUGGCUGUUUCUGGUGCCUGCCCAGUGACCACUCCUCUGGAAGGGCUUGGAAAAGAGGAGGGAGGCCCUGCUAUGGGGGUGGAGGGUAGAGGCUGGAGGAGUUACUGAAGACUGAGCCCCCCAAGGAGGCGGGGGCUCCUUAGAGCCCAAACUGCUAUUCUCCCUGCUCCAGUCCUGCUCCCACCCACCCAGUGCCUUGCUGAAGACCAUGGCCAUCCCCUUUUCUGAGGUCCUAAUAUGCCCACACUGCUCUCUCUGGGCUGGGGGAGCAGUCACAGCCCAGACUGACCAGAGAUGGGCCUGAAGGCACCUGGGAGACAGGGAGGGAGAGAGGAAGGCUUCAGAGAACUUGUGGCACAGGCCACAGAUGUGAAUGGAGGACAGGGGCUUAGCAUGUACUUAAAUGACCAGGAUGAUGAGGCCAGAGCUGCAGCUGGGGGCAUUGGAUAGGGCUGUGUGCUACAUGUCCCCACUAAAAAGAAGUGGGGUCCUAGGGGUGUGAGUGUAUGUGUGUGUGUGUGUGUGUGUGUGUGUGUGUAUCUUUCUAGGUCUAGGGCUGGGGAGAUUUUGAGUAAAGGACUUUCCUGCCAGCAGUGACCAUCCCCCACCCUAAGCCCCACAGCUAGCUGGCCCUUCCCUGCUUUCAGCCCUCCCUCCUACUCUCAGAGCCUCAGAGGAGCUCAGCCCAAGAGAGGAUGAGGCUCUGAAGGCCUCUUAUCUCCUCCUCUGCCCUUGAUACCCUUUUGCUUCCUCCCAUUCCUGCCCUGCCCCUGGGCUGGGCUCCUCUACCCCUCAGGGCCCAUUGUAGAGGGCCCUGCUGAGCCAGCUCCUUUCCUCCUCACCUGGGGGCCCAUCUUCCUUUUCUCCAGACUCCUUUUCCUGUGCCAAGCAAACUGAGCCCAUGUAAGCAGGCAGACCCUUAUUAGCCCAGCCUUUGCCCCACACUCUACCCCAGCUUCUGCCGUGGCUUCAGGAGGAAUGUGUGAAGAAGAAAAGAAAUAUUGGAGCCAAAGUGCUUCCAAUUCUAUGAAAAGAGGGUGCCCAUUGGACCUUUGGCACUGGAUGAGCCAAUAAACCAAAUUCUGGCACCUCAUGUA